AUUAUAAAGAAACCUAUGGACUUGAGCACCAUUAAAAAGCGUCUGGAACACAAUUACUACACAAAAGCUGCAGAAUGCAUUGAAGACUUUAAAACUAUGUUCUUGAACUGUUACAUAUAUAACAAGCCAGGUGAUGACAUUGUGUUUAUGGCCCAAGAACUAGAAAAAGUAUUUUUGCAGAAAAUAGCCCAAAUGCCACCAGAAGAAAAACUAGUGAUUCUCAACAAAGGAAAGAGAAAAGGAAAGAAGCCAGAAGAAACACAGCAAUUCAACCCUGGGACUUCAAACGAACAAACCACAAUGCAGAAACAAGCUGAAAGCAAUGAGCAGCCUCCAGUGAUGACUCAAGAGCUACAGCAGGUUACACUAGCUCCUUUGUCUGCAGCUCAGCUGACUGCUUUAAUGCCAGCUGCAGCCCGUAUAACAAAAGCAAAAAAAGGUGUGAAAAGGAAGGCUGACACUACAACUCCUACUACUUCAAUAUUCACAGCAAGCGGUGAAGCUUCUACAACAUUUAAUGAAAGAAAAGCUGUUAAAGCAUACAGAGGUGAAAAUGAAUGUAUGAUACCAAAUAAACUUCAGAAGAGACGCUUGCCAGAUUCUCAACAGUCACCUGAAAUUCUUAAAAAGAUUCAGUUGCCAGAACAACUAAAACAUUGUAAAGAAAUACUUAAAGAAAUGUUUUCAAAGAAACAUGCAGCGUAUGCGUGGCCUUUCUUAAAACCUGAUGCUGCAUUUUUCUCACUUGGUGAGAACCAAGGGAUCACCAAACACCCUACAGACCUGGGAACCAUUAAAAAGAAAAUGGAUAAUUUUGAAUAUAGUGAUAUACAAGAAUUUGCUACUGAUAUUAGAUUAAUGUUCAUGAGCUGCUACAAACGUAAUUCUCCAGACCAUGAAAUAGUUGCUAUGGCAAGAAAACUUCAGGAUGUUUUUGAGAUGCACUUUGCCAAAAUUCCCGAUGAAGCUGUUGCAAGUGUUCCUUUGCCACAGCCUACAAGAGAAAUGACAGAAGCUUAUUCCAGUGAGAGCAGUAAUGAUGACUCUUCAGAAGAAAAAUCAUCUGAAGACUCUGAACAAGAGAGAACAGAGCACCUUGCAAAGCUUCAGGAGCAACUUAAAGCAGUUCACCAGCAGUUGCGGGCUUUGACAAGAGCAUACUUACCUAGACUGAAAAAGAAAAAAGGGAAGGCUAAAAGGGAGAAAAGUAAAAACAAGGAAAAAGCUAAAAUAAAAAGCCUGAUUCAAAAGAAGAAAAAUCUAAAACACAAGAAGAAAUCUAAGAAAAAGCUGUCUUUAAACAUUCAAUCAAAGAAAACCAUGCAGCAGGUCUUGUUGGCACAUAAGUCAGAAGAUGAAGAUGGUGCCAAACCUAUGAAUUAUGAUGAAAAACGACAGUUGAGUUUGGACAUAAAUAGACUCCCUGGAGAUAAGCUUGGGAAGGUAGUCCAUAUAAUACAGUCAAGAGAACCUUCACUGAGGAACUCUAACCCUGAUGAGAUUGAAAUAGACUUUGAAACUUUAAAGGCUUCAACACUCAGAGAACUAGAAAAGUAUGUGGCAACCUGUUUGAGGAAGAGACCAAGAAAGCAGCGGGCUGAAAAAGCAACAAAGUCAAAACAACCUAAUUCCGAGAGGAAACAAGAGCUAGAGAAGAGACUACUGGAUGUCAAUGGUCAACUGAACCCAAAGAAGGAGAACUUCAAGUUUGAGAACAACGCUGAGUCCAGUAUGGGACCAAGCAGACUAAGCGACAGCAGUAACAGCAGCAGCUCCUUAGACUCUGGCAGCAGUACUAGCAGUGGUUCUGGUUCUAGCUCCUCAGAUAGCAGUGACCCUGAAUCAGUUACAGAAACCUGCUCAAAACAGACUGGAGCCAUGCAGAACUGUCCAACUUCUAUGGAAAAGGCUAAGAGAAUACCGCUGUGUUUACAGAGGAUAUCCUGCAAUGCUGUUCUGCAAGCACAGCCCUCACCUCUUACUAGUAGCUUGCAAAAUUGUGGAUCAUCUGAACUGCAGCAGCCACCUCCCAAUGUACUGCAGAGGCUCCAGCCUUUACAGAAUAGAUCAUUUAAACCAUCAGAACAAAACGCCCCGUCUCCCUCAGGUGUAAUCUCAGCUGUAUCUGCUCUGCAUGGUGCUCCAGACCAGCAAACUCCUCAGAGUACUCCAAGGACAAAUCAGUCUUCUGUCACCCAGUGCACACAUGCUUUUCCAGAGGUAUCCAAUGCAACUUCCCAGGUUGACAGUGCUGAUUGGAGUAAACAAGCUGAGAAAACAAUACAACUAGACAAAUCAAAUAAACUUCAGAACAAGGCCAGUGAGAGAACUGCUGAUUCAGUAUCCAUAAGUCAAGGACAGAGUCAUCGUACACCUAAUGAUAAACCUAAUGAUAAAAACAUGCUAAAGCUAAAUUCCAAAAUUCUUCCAAGAAAGGAUACAGGAUUUAAGAAUAUAGAUUCCUGGGUAAACUUAUGUAAAACAAUGAUGCUUCCAGCUCCAAUAAAAACAUCUGCUGAGAGUUUCAAACAGUUCAGGAAAGCAGCAUUAAAGAAAAAGAGUGGGCAAGCACAGGAGUUAAAAAGGCCUCCGGUCCAAGCCAAGAGGGAAAUGCACAACCUUCCUCAAGAAAAAGAGAGGUGCCAUGAAGGCACAGGAUUGAAUGCCAUGGCAGUGACAGACUGUGAGCCCCAAAAAGAAGGGCAUAAGAGCAAACAACUGCCUGAAGCUCAACAAGGUACUCUUGUUCAAGACCGUAAUUUGGCUAGAAAAAUGGAACAGGAACGCAGGAGGAGAGAAGCAAUGGCUUGUAUAAUUGAUAUGAAUCUGCAGAGUGAUAUUAUGGCAUCUUUUGAAGAAUACCUUGAGUGAAAGCUGUGGUUAAUAUAGAACUUCAACACUACUACAAACUACAACUUUGAAAAUGUACUAGUUAGAAGCUUAAAUGUUAAGACCACUUUAAAGAGCAUGUAAGCUCCUCUAAAAUGCUUAAUAUUAAAAGCUUGUUCAUUGACACCUGAAGCAUCACAAGAUCUUUUUGCUGCUUGUUUAUAAUAUAUGUAAUCUAGUCUGCUACACAGUGGAAUGUAGUUAUUUCAAUUACAGUUUCAUAUGUUGUGUGUGUAUAUAUAUAUGAGAAAAUAUCAGCUUUUUGAUUCUUUUCUCAUUUUUUUAAACCAAUUUUUUUCAGAAACACUUGAGAAUCUGUUAUACCAAGCACAGCCAAACUCUUGUUUGACUGUAUUAAAUCAUAGUAUGCUAAAUAUGCACCUAUAGAAACUACU
Aquila chrysaetos chrysaetos is the source of this 3284-nucleotide messenger RNA. It is a transcript of the gene BRDT, whose product is annotated as bromodomain testis associated. NCBI's taxonomy places the organism in Eukaryota, Metazoa, Chordata, Aves, Accipitriformes, Accipitridae. Gene Ontology annotation, biological process: positive regulation of transcription elongation by RNA polymerase II; chromatin remodeling. The record is from RefSeq and is a predicted model, not a curated record. The coding region runs from base 16 to 2871 and encodes 951 amino acids. The transcript has 18 exons. Gene Ontology annotation, cellular component: nucleus; chromatin.